Molecule: messenger RNA, 2455 nt
Organism: Scophthalmus maximus (turbot)
Lineage: Eukaryota; Metazoa; Chordata; Actinopteri; Pleuronectiformes; Scophthalmidae
Gene: ints13
Product: integrator complex subunit 13
Exons: 17
Coding region: 177-2282 (701 amino acids)
Biological process (GO): centrosome localization; regulation of mitotic cell cycle
Cellular component (GO): integrator complex
Source: RefSeq, a predicted model, not a curated record
UCUCUUCCUACCACUUAUCAAUAUUGCCUUCAUAUAUGUUUUUCUGGCGCUCUCGUGUCACGUGGUUCACAUUCUGUACUGUCAGACGAAGACGCACGGUGAAUUAGACUGUUGGAACUUCCAGGGCCAACCUCCUGCAGCGAACUCAAGAUCAGCUCAUUCUGCAGCCGUGCAAAAUGAAGAUGUUCGCCAUGUCCCACAAGACGGUCUUCGUGGUGGACCACUGUCCCUACAUGGCCGAGUCCAGUCGCCAGCAGGUGGAGUGUGACGUGCUGACGAAGAGUCGAGCUCAGGGGGUGAUUCCUUUGGCCCCGGUGUCCAAGUCCCUGUGGACCUGUGCUGUGGAGUGCUCCAUGGAGUACUGCCGGAUCCUCUACGAUAUUUUUCCAAAGGACAAACUGGUUAAUUACAUUGUGAGCGAUUCAGAGUUCCACAUAUUGAAUAGCUGGAGACAGGAAGAUCAGACCACUCAUGAGCUAAUGUCUGCUCUGGCUGCUGUUGGGCCACCUAACCCACGCGAGGACCCGGAGUGUUGCAGCAUCCUGCACGGGCUGGUGUCUGCGGUCGAGUCGUUAUGCAAGAUCACAGAGUUGCAGCACGAGAGGCGCACCGCUCUCAUGGAUACGGCAGAGAGAGUUGCCAACCGGGGUCGUAUUAUCUGCCUAACCAACGCUAAAAGCGAUACUCAUGUGCGCAUGUUGGAAGACUGCAUCCAGGAGACCAUUUUAGAACAGAACAAGCUGGCGGCAGGUUCAGACAGGCUCAUGGCCAUUCAGCAGUGCGAGCUGGUCUUAGUUCACAUCCACCCGCAGGGUGAAGACACGCUGGUGUCAGACCGACCUAAGAAAGAGAUCUCUCCUCUGCUCACCAGUGAAGUUCACAGUGUUCGUGCCGGGAGGCACCUCGCCACCAAACUCAACAUUCUGGUCCAGCAGCACUUUGACUUGACCUCCACCACCAUAACAAACAUCCCCAUGAAGGAAGAGCAGCACGCCAACACAUCAGCCAAUUAUGACGUUGAGCUCCUUCAUCACAAAGACGCUCACCUGGAGUUCUUCAAAAGUGGGGACUUGCACAUGGCCGGCAGCAGCACCCGCGAAAAUGGACUCAAAGAGACUAUUACACUGAAAUGGUGCACUCCACGGACCAACAGCAUAGAACUGCAUUACUGUACCGGAGCCUAUCGCAUAUCCCCCACAGACGUUAAUAGUCGACCAUCGUCCUGUUUGACAAAUUUUCUACUUAAUGGUCGAUCAGUGCUGCUGGAGCAGCCCAGGAAGUCAGGGUCAAAGAUCAUCAGCCACAUGCUCAGCAGCCAUGGCGGCGAGAUCUUCCUUCACGUGCUCAACAGCAACCGCUCCACCCUGGAGGACCCACCCUCCAUCAGCGAGGGCUGCGGAGGCCGAGUGACAGACUAUAGAAUCACGGACUUUGGCGAAUUCAUGCGGGAGAACCGGCUGGCUCCAGUUUCAGAGUCGUCACACAAUCCCUCGGGAAAGCUGCCGGGUGAGAGGGCCAAGGCGCAGCUGGAGCGUUACACUCGAUACUGGCCAAUGAUCAUCUCCCAGACCACCAUCUUUAACAUGCAGGCAGUGGUUCCUUUAGCCAACCUGAUUGUGAAGGAGACUUUGACUGAGGAUGACGUUCUGACCUGCCAGAAAACUGUUUACAACCUGGUAGACAUGGAGAGGAAGAACGACCCACUUCCUAUCUCAACUGUGGGAUCCAGAGGCAAAGGGCCCAAGAGAGAUGAACAGUAUCGCAUAAUGUGGAACGAGUUGGAAACGUUGGUGAAAACUCACGCUGGCGCCACCGACAAACACCAGCGGGUUCUGGACUGCAUCGUCGCCUGCCGCAGCAAACCUCCCGAGGAGGAGGAGAGGAAGAAGAGAGGGAGGAAAAGAGAGGACAGGGAAGACAGGACAGAGAAGAACGGCAGCAAGGAGUCAGAGGACAAAAGCUGGCAGGAGUCAGAAAGACUGAAGGGUUUGCUGGAUAAAGAAGAACAGGAGGCGGAAGUGAUCAAGGAUUCCCCAGACUCUCCCGAGCCGCCAAAUAAGAAACCGCGCCUGACGACUGAAGAGGUUCAGCCUCCAGAGAGAGCGAAAGGUCCCGUCUCGCUCCUCACCAUGUGGUCCAAUCGUAUCACCGCAGCCAAUUCCAGGAAGCACCAAGAGUUUGUCGGAAGAGUGAGCUCGGUCAACAACAAGUUUGAGCUGUACCAGCACCUGAAAGAUGAGAACGGGAUGGACGUUCAUGAAAAUGGCAAGGCCGCCAGAUGAUGUCUCCAUUGAUACGUAACGCUUCACCCCCCCGCUCCGAGGAUGGAUCAGUGUUUUUUCAAACUUUGGGAGACAGUGAACUCUAACAAGAAAUUUAUAAUUUUUUUACCCAUGAAUUUGUAGAUAUGCCGUUCACAUAUUGUGUAACAAAAAUAAAAGCUGUCAGUGAAGAA